Messenger RNA from Cercocebus atys (sooty mangabey), 1335 nucleotides. RefSeq names its product tetra-peptide repeat homeobox 1 (gene TPRX1). The transcript has 4 exons. Gene Ontology annotation, cellular component: nucleus. Lineage: Eukaryota; Metazoa; Chordata; Mammalia; Primates; Cercopithecidae. The coding region runs from base 1 to 1335 and encodes 444 amino acids. Gene Ontology annotation, biological process: regulation of transcription by RNA polymerase II. Gene Ontology annotation, molecular function: RNA polymerase II cis-regulatory region sequence-specific DNA binding; DNA-binding transcription factor activity, RNA polymerase II-specific. The record is from RefSeq and is a predicted model, not a curated record.
AUGGAUGAAGCUGGAAACCAUCAUUCUGAGCAAACUAUCACAAGGACAGAAAACCAAACACCACAUGUUCUCACUCGUAGGAGGAUGGUGCCCUGUCUGUCUUGUUCUCAGCUGUAUUCCCAGUACCUGGGACUGUCCCAGACACACCGUAGCCCUCCCGUGGCCCCGGACCCUCCAAGGAGACAGCGGCAGGAGCGCACGGUCUACACUCAAAGCCAGCAGGAAGUGCUAGAAAGUUACUUUCAGAACGACCAGUACCCGAACUACCACAAGCGACAGAAACUGGCGGAGGAACUCGGCCUCAAGGAGCACCAACUGCAGGUGUGGUUCAAGAAUCGCCGCGCCAAACUAGCUCGGGAGCGACGGCUCCAGCAGCAGCCCCAGCGCGUCCCUGGGCGGAGAGGCCGAGGAGCCCGCGCUGCACCCCUAGUCCCUGCAGCCGCUGCCUCCGCCCCUCAGCCGGGCCUCUCGGGAAUCCUUCCAGCGGCGGAACCCACGAUCUGCAGCCUCGACCAGGCCUGGGGUGGCCCUGAGUGCAGAGCCCAAAAGGGCAUCCCAGAUGUCCUGGGUCCAGGCCCUGGCCCAAUCCCAGCCCCAAUCCGAGGCCCAGCUCAGGUCCCAGGCCCAAUUUCAGGCCCAAUUUCAGGCCCAAUUUCAGGCCGGGUCCAGAUCCCAGGCCCACUCCUUGGCCCAAUCCCAGGCCCAGCCCAGAUCCCAGGCCCACUCGCUGGUCCACUCCCAGGCCCAAUUUCAGGCCCAGCCCAGAUUCCAGGCCCACUGCCUGGUCCACUCCCAGGCCCAAUUUCAGGCCCAGCCCAGAUCCCAGGCCCAAUUUCAGGCCCAGCUCAGGUCCCAGACCAAGCCCAGAUCCCAGGCCCAAUCUCAGGCCCAGGCCCGAUCACAGGCGAGAUUCCUGGCCUAGCCCAGAUCCCAGGCCCAGGCAGACUCGGAGGCCCAGGUCCCACCUUAAGUCCUGGCCGGAUGCCAAGCUCAGGCUCACUUCCAGGCCCAGCCCCGAUUUUAGGCUCAGGCCCAGGCUCAGUCCCAGCCCCAAUCCCAGGUCCAGGAUCAUUCCUAGCCCCAGCCCCAGUCCCCUUAUGGCCUGAGAGCCCCGAUGCCUCCGACUUCUUGCCAGACACCCAGUUAUUCCCUCAAUUCACAGAGCUGCUCCCACCCCUAGACCCCUUGGAGGGAUCCUCAGUCUCCACCAUGACCUCUCAGUACCAAGAAGGGGAUGACUCUAUGGGCCAAAAAGACUCAGGGUCUCUGUACCAAGAGGAAGGUGGCUCUGUGAAUGAAAAUGACUCAGGCCCCAGGUCAUUACUGGAUUUAUAG